Messenger RNA from Oncorhynchus masou masou (cherry salmon), 5009 nucleotides. RefSeq names its product dihydrolipoyllysine-residue succinyltransferase component of 2-oxoglutarate dehydrogenase complex, mitochondrial-like. Gene Ontology annotation, biological process: tricarboxylic acid cycle. Gene Ontology annotation, cellular component: oxoglutarate dehydrogenase complex; mitochondrion. The transcript has 15 exons. Bases 101 to 1453 code for a protein of 450 amino acids. Gene Ontology annotation, molecular function: dihydrolipoyllysine-residue succinyltransferase activity. Lineage: Eukaryota; Metazoa; Chordata; Actinopteri; Salmoniformes; Salmonidae. The record is from RefSeq and is a predicted model, not a curated record.
GUCGCUUUCCGUUGGCGCAGAGCCUUGACGACAGCUUCUACUGUCAGACCUUCGUUACCACUCUCCCCUUUUUGGUCGGUUUGCCACCACGGUUGAAGCUAUGUUAUCCCAUUCCCGAUGUCUUUCCCGGACACUUGGGCGGUCUCUGUCUGCGUUAAGUCAGGGGAAUAAUGUGCUGGCUGGAAGGACUGCUUCAGGCCUAUCCGUUGGCAACAGGGUUGUCUACAGGAACAGUCAGUCAUUUGAAUCUCCGUCAUCAGUCGGCGUCUUCCACAUCAGAUACUUCAAGACGUCUGCGACACACAGGGAUGAAGUUGUCACCGUCAACACCCCUCCGUUCUCUGAGUCGAUCACAGAAGGGGACGUCAGGUGGGAGAAAGCUGUUGGAGAUUCAGUGAAAGAGGAUGAGGUGGUGUGUGAGAUCGAGACUGACAAGACCUCGUUGCAGGUGCCGUCUCCGGCUGCCGGUGUGAUCACGGAGCUGCUCGUGCCAGAUGGAGGGAGAGUGGAGGCCGGGAAUCCCCUCUUCAAACUCAAAAAAGGAGCUGCAGCAGCCGCUUCUGUCCCUGUAGCUGAGGCCCCUGUAGCUGAGGCCCCUGUAGCAGCCGCUGCUCCAACCCCGGCUUCCAUCCCCGUCACCAUGCCCGCGGUGCCUCCCGUGCCAACACAAGCAGCCCAAGCCAAACCUGUUUCUGCAGUCAAGCCCAGCGCAGCACCAGCACCAGCAGAACCAGCAGCCCAUGGGGCCAGGACAGAGAGCAGGGUCAAGAUGAAUCGUAUGAGGCUGAGGAUCGCCCAGCGACUGAAGGAGGCUCAGCAGACUUGUGCCAUGCUCACCACCUUCAACGAGAUAGACAUGAGCAACAUCCAGGAGAUGAGGAAGCUCCAUAAAGAUGCUUUCCUGAAACGACACAACAUCAAGCUGGGUUUCAUGUCGGCCUUCGUUAAGGCUUCAGCACAUGCUCUCAUGGACCAGCCUUCUGUCAAUGGAGUGAUUGAUGAUACAACCAAAGAGAUCGUGUACAGGGAUUAUGUUGACAUCAGUGUGGCUGUGGCCACUCCCAAGGGACUGGUUGUACCGGUUAUUCGCAACGUAGAGACCAUGAACUUUGCUGACAUUGAGAAAACCAUCAACGGUCUGGGAGAGAAGGCUCGUAAUAAUUUGCUGGCUGUGGAGGACAUGGACGGAGGAACCUUCACCAUCAGUAACGGAGGAGUGUUCGGUUCCAUGUUCGGCACGCCCAUCAUCAACCCGCCCCAGUCAGCCAUCUUGGGCAUGCACGGUAUCUUCGACAGGCCUGUAGCCAUCGGCGGCAAGGUGGAGAUCCGGCCCAUGAUGUACGUGGCUCUGACCUACGACCAUCGGCUGGUAGAUGGCAGAGAGGCAGUCACCUUCCUGCGUAAGAUCAAGUCAGUGGUUGAAGACCCCCGUGUUCUACUGCUCGACAUGUGAUCCCAACCUCCCAUCACUACUGCAGGGCCACGUUCAGUACACAGGACUGUUGCCUGACAUUAUAGAGGGUUAUGCUGUAAACGCAGAAUCAGAGUUAGCCACGUAACUUUGAUCAACAACCAGAAAUAACUAGUUGUUGAUCUGGUUCAUUAAGAAAGCUCUAGAAGAAAAAGAAACGCACACCUAUUAAGACGAGGUGCUGGCUAGCGGAGUAGAAACUUGAAAAUAAAAGAGAGCCGCACACUCUAGGAGCUCAGAUGCAAAAAUGUAAUACCAACGUUUCGACAGCCAAGCUGUCUUCAUCAGGGUAUAAUCACAAACACUGCGGGAUGACUCGUUUAUAUAGUAUCAAAGGACACAGUUGUCUGUAAUCAUGGCCAGGAGUGGCCUAAUAUCAUUGGUUAAUUAUCAAAUUUUAAAAUGGCAUACAAAGAACAGCAUACAAACAAAUGGGUAGCAUACGAUCAUAGAUUAAUUUGACUAUACAAGUUUACAAACAAUUACAAUGGCAAAGUCACAAUAAUGGCUUCAGAUCAAAGUCUACGUUGAGACCGAAGGGAGCAAGGGUCUUUAAGUUAAAAAUCCAGGCAGCCUCUCGUUUUAACAAUAAAUUAUCAAGGUCACCCCCUCUCCUAGGGAGAGAAAGCUCAACUUAGACCCCCCCCCCCAAAAAAAAUGUUAAAUGUUAUUUCAGAAUAUUUAGGUAAGUUAGCUGGCUCUCGUUGACCCUGCUUUGUAGUAUAACCCUCAGAUAGCAGUGUUGUGAAUAGAGCAGACUUGAUUCCUUCUUAUACCCUCGAGAGGGAUGUUGUUUCAACAUAAUGUUCCAAAACGUUGUGCCCUGCUGAACGCACCCCAAAGCUAUUUAAACAUCACUCAGCCUCUGUAUAAAACCAACCCCCCCCCCCCACAAAAAAAAACACAAGCGACAGCCAAAUCUUGUCAUGUACUGCUUUUGGUUAAAGAGAGAGAACCUGAGUCCCUGAUCUGGUUGUGGUGUUUUGUCAAGAAAGGACAAAACCGAUAUAUGGGAAUCACGCAAACAGAUAAUUUAAUGUUGAGAUUAUUCAUUUAUUAUUGGGUGGUGUCAUUCUGCAGCUUUGGUUCAGAUUGAUUCAACGGUUGGUCAACAUCGUACAGUGUUACCACUGACUGACUGAACCUACCAGGUCUGAUCUGUCUCAAUGUUAGACUGACUGACUGAACCUACCAGGUCUGAUCUGUCUCAACGUUAGACUGACUGACUGAACCUACCAGGUCUGAUCUGUCUCAAUGUUAGACUGACUGACUGAACCUACCAGGUCUGAUCUGUCUCAAUGUUAGACUGACUGACUGAACCUACCAGGUCUGAUCUGUCUCAAUGUUAGACUGACUGACUGAACCUACCAGGUCUGAUCUGUCUCGACGUUAGACUGCCUGAACUUACCAGGUCUGAUCUGUCUUGACGUUAGACUGCCUGAACCUACCAGGUCUGAUCUGUCUCGACGUUAGACUGCCUGAACCUACCAGGUCUGAUCUGUCUCAAUGUUAGACUGACUGACUGAACCUACCAGGUCUGAUCUGUCUCAACGUUAGACUGACUGAACCUACCAGGUCUGAUCUGUCUCAAUGUUAGACUGACUGACUGAACCUACCAGGUCUGAUCUGUCUCAAUGUUAGACUGACUGACUGAACCUACCAGGUCUGAUCUGUCUCAAUGUUAGACUGACUGACUGAACCUACCAGGUCUGAUCUGUCUCAACGUUAGACUGACUGAGCCUACCAGGUCUGAUCUGUCUCGACGUUAGACUGACUGAGCCUACCAGGUCUGAUCUGUCUCGACGUUAGACUGACUGAACCUACCAGGUCUGAUCUGUCUCGACGUUAGACCUGUACGUUCAAGGCACUUACAUUGCUGUCUAGAAGGACCGUGGACGUCAGCAUUUCAUUGGACAGUGUACUGUACCAUGUGUAUCCAGUAUAUACGAUUUAUAGACGUGAACAUUGAAAAGAAAUGGACACAUUUUAUUUUUCUUCAAAGCAUCAUGAAUUUUGCGAUUUUUUUUUUUGUUUGUUUUUUGUUUUUUUUUUGUUUUUUUAAACACCGUGAUUUUCAUUGAGCUGUACAUGUAAUCCAUCCGUGCUCGUGAUUUUAAAGCCAAUACAUGUUUUUAUAACGCUACCCUAAAGAAGUGCUCGGUCGGACAAGAUGGAAGUCCAUUCUGAACCUCCUGUGCUGUUUGACUAUCCCGGUUCUGUGUUUUCACGGGGGAUACCGAAGCCUGUCUCCUCUGUGUGUCUCGUCUCUUGGCUUCCUACUGUUGCAGUAACUUCUGCUUAUUUUGGGGUGACUGUUCCACUGAGCAGCAUUGGAAGUGAUUGGAAUCUCAUGGAAACUACCACACGCAUUGGAUGUGUCCAUAAUGGCAUCCUAUGUCAUUUAUAUAGUGCACUACAAAAGUAGGGCACUAUAUACGGAUUAGGGUGCCAUUUCAGAUACAGAUAUUGCCUUUGAGCUUUUGGUAGAGAAGGGAAUAACCACUUUCCGUCGUGUCUCUCCAGAUGGACUUCUGUCUGUCCGUGAGAAGGUACCAUGCUGUAGAACACCCGGACGCUAGUUUGGUUCAGGACUUUCACACAACACCGUUUUGGGAGUAGCUUUCAAGAAGCACAAUUUAGCAUCAUGCACAAUGUAUUUCUCAUGAUAACCUCUUCUUUAUGGAACCCACCCAGGUAAAGAUGAUUUCUGUGCUUUGUAACUAUUUAAAAACAACUAUUGUAGGUAGCAACGCGUAAUAACGCCGCGUAAUAUAGCAUUUAUGAUGGGUUUAGUAAAUAGUUUAUUUAAUCGUUACUCUAUUCAUAAGAUGUUUUACUAUAGGUCAUUUAUAAACCAUUUAGUUAAGUCGUUAGUAUAAAGUAUUUUUUGCUUGACCUCAUCUAAAGUGUGGGUGAUUUAUAAAAAAUAUAUAAAUAUGUAUUAUUUUGUGAGGGUAGAGACUUUACAAACCCAGAACUAAAUCGACUGACAAGAUGAAGCAAGGCUUCAGUUCCGAGUUAGUUGAGAUAAGACUGCUCUUAAGGCAUGACUGCAAACCACACUUUGCUUUUGGUAGAAAGGUCACUGCCAAGAAACGCUAAUGUUCAAAUCAUCCUCGGUGUUGUGGGCUUAUUGUUUUAACCGUUGAUAAAGUUUGAGGGGACGUUUAGAGACCUUAGGGAGCAUCAGCUACUCCUGGAAUGUCUACCGAUGACAUGUCCAUCUUUUGGUGAGGAAAUUACACUGGUCACUCAAAACAUUUAUAAAAUGAAUUAUGAAGUAUGAUUAGGUCAUGCAAAAAUACUUUACUAAUGAUUAGUAGAUGGUUCAGAAGGACUUAUAUUAAACAUCUUAGGAAACGUUAUUAAAUACUUUAACAGUUGUUUUAUAAAUGUGUGAAUAACUACGUUACUAACAUUUUUUUUUUUUACAAAUGUGAGUAAUGAUGAAUAAAUUAUUUACUAAUCCAUUAUAAAAUGCUUUUAUGUAGUUAUUAUAGAGUGCUACCCAAUAUUAAAACAUCUUUGUUUAAAUUGA